GUGAACGAAAGACUAACACUCGCGCCUUGCAGUCACAACCAUCAAUGGAUUUCGAAGAAGAAGAAGAGGAAGUUCUCUCAUCUUCUGAUCCUGGUGACUCUAGCGAGGAUUUCACCGUUGACGGCGACAACGAGAAAGACGAUGAUUUCGAGGACAACGAGGACGAUGAUGACAGCGGGGACAAUGAACAAUGCGGAGAGAACUCUGCGUCGUCCGAUGAAGAACGGAAAUCGAAGAACGUUGAUGCUCUGGUGAGAGGUGACCUUGUCAUUAAAAGACAGUCACUACUUCCUCGAGUUCUUUCGGUGUCGGAAGGGGCAGCAGUAUGUAGGAAACCCUUCAAGCCUCCUUGCUUGAAUGGCUAUAGCAGUUGCAAUGACCAGCUUGCCCGUCGUCUCUCUGCUCGCAAAAGAUUUGUCCCUUGGGGCUCUUCAAGGGCAGUGUUGGUUGAAGUAACUAGCCAAUUGAACUUACCAAGUAUUGUUGAGAAAAAUGUGGUGGAGGAAAGGGUGACUCUGCCUGCUGGUAUUGAUCCUCUGGUAUUGUGGCAGCCUGAAGAUUCUGAGAAUGGAGAGAGUGGUCUAGUGCCAAUUGUGGUUGAUCCAUUGCUUGUUCGUUUUCUGCGCCCCCAUCAAAGGGAGGGGGUUCAAUUCAUGUUCGAAUGUGUUUCUGGUCUUUGUAGUACAGCAAAUAUCAAUGGAUGCAUCCUUGCUGAUGAUAUGGGUUUGGGAAAGACAUUACAGUCAAUCACAUUAUUAUAUACUCUUCUACGUCAAGGAUUUGACAAUAAACCAAUGGUCAGGAAGGCCAUCAUUGUCACACCAACAAGUCUUGUGAGUAAUUGGGAGGCCGAAAUUAAGAAGUGGCUUGGGGAGAGAGUUCAGCUUGUAGCUCUUUGUGAAAGCAGUAAAGAUGAUGUUAUCUAUGGAAUUGAGAGUUUUACCCAUCCACACAGCUCUUUGCAGGUGCUGAUUGUUUCAUAUGAGACAUUCAGCAUGCAUUCGUCAAAAAUUAGCCAAAGUGAAUCCUGUGAUCUUCUUAUAUGCGAUGAGGCUCAUAGACUGAAAAACGACCAAACUCUAACAAACCGAGCAUUGGCUUCUCUCUCAUGCAAACGCCGGAUCUUGUUGUCAGGGACUCCAUUGCAGAAUGACCUAGAAGAGUUUUUUGCCAUGGUCAACUUCACAAAUCCAGGAAUCUUAGGUGACGCUGCAUACUUUCGACGUCACUAUGAGACACCAAUUAUAUGUGGAAGAGAACCUGCUUCUGCUGAAGAAGAGAAAAGGUUAGGGGUUGAGCGCACUGCAGAACUUAGUGCUAAAGUGAAUCAGUUUAUUCUGAGAAGAACUAAUACAUUGCUCUCAAAUCACUUGCCUCCAAAGAUAAUUGAAGUAGUUUGCUGCAAGCUGACAUCUCUCCAGUCCGAUUUGUACAAUCAUUUUAUACAUUCAAAAAAUGUUAAGCGGGCAAUAAUUGAAGAAACAAAACAGUCGAAGAUUUUGGCUUAUAUUACAGCUCUUAAGAAGCUCUGCAAUCAUCCAAAGCUAAUCUAUGAUACAAUAAAAAGUGGCAGUCCAGGGACUACAGGAUUUGAAGAUUGCAUACGGUUCUUCCCACCAAAUAUGCUCUCAGGAAGAUCUGGAUCAUGGAGUGGGGGUGAUGGUUCAUGGGUGGAACUAUCUGGUAAAAUGCAUAUCUUAGCCCGGUUACUGGCUCAUCUACGUCAGAGAACUGAUGACCGAAUUGUUCUUGUCUCAAACUAUACUCAGACACUGGAUCUCUUUGCUCAAUUGUGCCGUGAAAGAAGAUAUCCGUACUUAAGGCUUGAUGGAACAACUUCAAUGAGAAAGCGACAGAAGUUAGUUAAUCGCUUUAAUGACCAAUCUAAGGAUGAGUUUGCAUUUCUCCUUAGCAGCAAGGCAGGUGGUUGUGGCCUUAACCUAAUUGGUGGCAAUCGGCUUGUCUUAUUUGAUCCUGAUUGGAAUCCUGCUAAUGAUAAGCAAGCUGCUGCAAGAGUUUGGAGAGAUGGUCAAAAGAAGAGAGUAUACAUCUAUAGAUUUUUAAGUACAGGAACAAUCGAAGAAAAGGUAUACCAGCGUCAAAUGUCAAAAGAAGGGCUUCAAAAGGUUAUUCAGCAGGAGCAGACUGAUAGCUUUACGACACAGGGGAAUUUUCUAUCAACAGAAGAUUUACGAGAUCUAUUCUCAUUUCAUGAGAAUAACACAGUAGACAUUGGCUUGGCAUCAGAUUGUUAUGAGAUUGUUAACAUGUCUGGGAAGGAGGUCACAUUUGUUUUCACAAACCAAAUAGAUGGAAAGCUUGUACCUCUUGAAUCAAAGGUAAGUCCAAAGACACAGGGAGUAGAAGCAAAUGAGAGCAGAGGGAACUUCAAGCGAGACAUGGACUGUAAGUUAGAUUUAUCAUCUCAAGUUCGAAAGCCACUAGAGCCUGUUUCUUCCAAUGGAAAUGCCAUGGAUAUGGCUUUCUCUACUUCUAAGCUUUUGAAAGUUAAUACUAGUAUUAGAUCAAUUAGAACUUCUACAAAAGGCGCAAUACAAACAACAAUAAAGCCUAGACUUUCUCUUGGAAAUAAUUUACCCAUAAAAAGAUUAUCUUCUGAUAUUAUCGGGGUAGAUGAUGAUUUUCAAUGAACCUUUUUGCAGCUCACUCAUUGAAUUGAUAUAAUAUUUUUUAAAUGCUUACAAGUUCUCUCCCGGCA
Molecule: messenger RNA, 2719 nt
Organism: Carica papaya (papaya)
Lineage: Eukaryota; Viridiplantae; Streptophyta; Magnoliopsida; Brassicales; Caricaceae
Source: RefSeq, a predicted model, not a curated record